UGGGCACCGGACCUGAGGACGACAAUCGUGACAUCGCUUCCCCUCACUCUCUCUAGCCGAUAAAAGGGGAGAAAGUAGCCGAGAAUCCCGUGGAUCCUUAGCCUCAUAUCCCUCUCCCUCUCCCUCUUCCUCUUCUUCUUUCCGAAAGAGAGGUGGUGGCGGUGGUGACGAUGGAGGACGAUCAGAUGACAACGAGGGAGAGGUUGUUGGGGAAGGAGACCCUGUCGUCAAGCGACGGCGGUGGGAUCUCGCUGGUGGCGGUCGCGCAAGAGGUGAAGCGGCAAGGCGUCAUAGCGCUGCCCAUGGUGCUCGUCAACAUGUUCCAGUUCCUGCUGCAAGUCAUCUCUCUCAUGAUGGUCGGCCACCUCGGCCGCCUCUCCCUCUCCAGCGCUUCCAUCGCUGCAUCCCUCUGCAGCGUCACCGGCUUCACCAUCCUUCUCGGAAUGGCAAGCGCAUUGGAGACAUUAUGUGGUCAGGCAUAUGGAGCAGAACAGUACCAUAAGGUAGGAGUGUAUACACAAAGAGCCAUAGUCUCCCUUCUGUUCGUGUGUAUACCUCUGUCUCUUUUCUGGAGUUUUCUUGGGAAGCUUCUCCUCUGGAUAGCACAAGACCCUGCUAUUGCUCAUGAAGCAGGAAGAUUUGCUGUUUGGUUGAUCCCUGGAUUGUUUGCUGCCGCACUUCUUCAGCCACUGGUGAAAUUUCUGCAGUCACAGACCUUAGUCCUUCCCUUGCUCUUUGGUGCUAUUGUGACUCUUUGCUUCCAUAUUCCUGUGUGUUGGCUUCUUGUUUUCAAAACUGGACUGGGACACAUCGGAGCUGCUAUUUCUGUUAGUCUCUCAUAUUGGUUGAAUGUAAUUAUUUUGGCCUUAUAUGUAAAAUUUUCACCUUCCUGUGAACGAACAUUUGUGCCACUUUCCGUGGAGGCAUUUGUCGGGAUACGUGAUUUUCUUGGACUUGCAUUUCCUUCUGCCGUAAUGAUAUGUCUGGAGUACUGGUCGUUUGAACUUCUCAUAUUGCUUUCUGGACUUCUGCCCAAUCCUGAGCUGGAAACUUCAGUGCUUGCAAUCUGCCUCAACACCUUAUAUUUGCUUUAUUCUAUACCUUAUGGUCUUGGUGCUGCUGCAAGCACGCGUGUGUCCAAUGAAUUGGGAGCUGGAUGUCCAAGGGCCGCAAAGUUGGCAGUGUUUGUAGUGGUUCUUCUUGCACUAAUAGAUAUUUUAGUUGUGAGUAUCUCUCUCUUUUCCAUAAGGUAUCAGUUGGGACAUGCGUACAGCAGUGAGAAGGAAGUGAUCGAAUAUGUUGUGAAAAUGGCACCUUUGCUUUCUCUGUCAACAUGCAUGGAUGGUCUGCAAGGAGUGCUCUCAGGUGUUGCAAGAGGAUGUGGAUGGCAGCAUCUUGGCGCAUAUGUGAACCUCAGUGCAUUUUAUCUAGUGGGGAUUCCCAUUGCUAUCAUCUUAGGCUUCUUCUUUCAGUUGGGUGGAAGAGGACUAUGGAUUGGUGUAUAUUGUGGGGCUACUGUGCAAACAAUUCUAUUGUCUCUCAUAGCAGGGUUUACAGAUUGGCAGCACCAGGCUGACAAAGCAAGGGACAGAGUAUUUGACGAUCCUAAAGUUCAUAAUGGUGUAUGAGGAUAACUGGGAUUAUAGUUUUCACUCUUGACAUGAUCUGAUGGAAGGUGCAAUUCAAGUUUGAUCUGAAGAUGGUUGACUAACGUUGGUGUGUGCCUGUGCAUGCCUCCAUGUGCACGUGCCAGAGAGAGAGACUAUAAUCUCAUCUGCUUCACUUUGUUCAGUUUUGCAUAAGAGUAAAUACAAAAGUUUUGUAAUAUAA
This is a messenger RNA of Nymphaea colorata (pocket water lily), 1830 nucleotides long. RefSeq names its product protein DETOXIFICATION 10-like. The record is from RefSeq and is a predicted model, not a curated record. The transcript is spliced from 7 exons. Bases 171 to 1628 code for a protein of 485 amino acids. Gene Ontology annotation, cellular component: membrane. Lineage: Eukaryota; Viridiplantae; Streptophyta; Magnoliopsida; Nymphaeales; Nymphaeaceae. Gene Ontology annotation, biological process: xenobiotic detoxification by transmembrane export across the plasma membrane. Gene Ontology annotation, molecular function: antiporter activity; xenobiotic transmembrane transporter activity.